This is a messenger RNA of Prorocentrum cordatum, 1360 nucleotides long. The record is from the annotation of a GenBank genome assembly. Lineage: Eukaryota; Dinophyceae; Prorocentrales; Prorocentraceae.
CAGAGCAAGGGCAUCACUGUCUCGCCGAGGGAUAAUGCCAAGCAUUUCGCGGUCUCGAGGAACACUUUAGCAACUGGCUCCGCUGCGGCAGAGCCAGGCGACCACGCUGAAGGCAACGCUGGAGAGGCGGCAGACCUGAGCGGCCUGCUGGAGAAGCGUAUGGGCCACGUCGACGCACAGCUGGACAAGCUGCUGGCGCACGCGGAGGAGGCCACGGAAUCCAGGAAGCUCCUGUGGAAGAUCGAGCAGGGCGUCUGCAAGCUGCGCGGCGUCACGGCGGGCUUAAGCGCGUCACCCGCGUCCGCCACCACCCUGCGGGAGGCAGCGGCGUCGCCCCAGGGCAGCAGGAGAGAAGGCCGGCAGCCCUUCACGAUACCAGGAUCUCCAGUCCCCAGCGAUGCAGGCGCGGGGCUGCAGCGCGGCUCCGCCUCGUCGGCGAGGCAGCGCGAGGGUGGCGGCGCCUCCCCUGGAGUGUCGCAGCCCAGCAGCAAGCCCAGCAGCAGCCCGGCGGCCCGGGCUGCUCUCGCCGCGGCGGCGGGCUCCCGGGGCGCCUCCGCCGCGGCGGCGCAGCAACAGCAGGUGCUGCAGCCGGCGUGGAGCCGGGAUGGCAGGGGCGCCACGCAGGAGAUCGGCGUGUCCCACCAUGCGCCGACGUCCGCGAACUACACGUAGGGCCCCAUCCCACCCACGCCAUCGUCGGGUCGGACGACAAGGGGGCGGAAAGAGGGAACAGGGAAAGGGCAGGAGAUCUGCUGCGUGCAGCUGGUGUCAGCCUCGCCGUCAGGCCCGCUCGUCCAAUUAUUGACGCCUCCGGCGCCAUGGGGUGCUGGGCAAAUCAGCUGCCUGAGCCGAUUCGCUCACCCCUUCCUGUUCACUAACCCCCUGUCGUCUGACACGACAUCCGCCCGCUGCAGACGCCUUGCUGCGGAUCUGCGGGAGGAGGAUAGGGGAAAAGGGGGGCCAACCUGAUGUUCGGUUUUCGCUUGGUCUCCGCGUGCUUCUCCCGAGCUGUGGCCUUCGAGGCAUGUUGCCCACCGCUGUCGGGGCCCAUACUGCUGGUUGUUUCCCAGUCAGUGCAAAGGGGGACCUUGCCAAGCAUGGUUCAGCUGACUUGUUCCCCCUGUUGACGCUUCCCCCCGCCAGCUGCCUCAAUUUGUACAGAGAGGGACUUCGCCUUUGCACUUGCAGCGUUCUAUGCCCACGCCCCGCUAUCGUGCCUCCUUCUUCCUCGUCCCCAACCGCGGCGAUAGACGCGCAUGGCAGUUGUAUGUUUGUAGCCGCACUGAUACCUUGACCUUUAUUCGAGCUCGCGAUCCACUCAGCGCUUCACUCAGCAUCAACAUCGCCAGCAGUAGCAGCA